CCGAGCCGGGCGCCCGGGAAAGGCAGUUUAAAACUCCAGCCCCGGCCCCGGCGCGCGUAGAUGGCAGCGGCAGCGGCGGCGGCGCGGGCCGGGUUGACCAGGCGGAUGCCGCUAUGCAGCACUACGGGGUGAACGGCUACUCGCUGCAUGCCAUGAACUCACUGAGCGCCAUGUACAACCUGCACCAGCAGGCAGCCCAGCAAGCCCAGCAUGCCCCUGACUACCGGCCUUCGGUGCAUGCACUUACAUUGGCUGAGCGCCUGGCUGACAUCAUCUUGGAGGCCCGCUAUGGUUCCCAGCACCGCAAACAACGUCGCAGCCGCACGGCAUUCACGGCUCAGCAGCUGGAGGCCCUGGAAAAGACCUUCCAGAAGACUCACUACCCAGAUGUGGUGAUGCGUGAGAGGCUGGCCAUGUGCACCAACCUGCCUGAAGCCCGGGUGCAGGUGUGGUUCAAGAACCGCCGGGCCAAGUUCCGGAAGAAGCAGCGCAGCCUGCAGAAGGAACAGCUCCAGAAGCAGAAGGAGGCUGAGGGCUCCCAUGGGGAAGGCAAGACUGAGGCCCCCACUCCAGAUACCCAGCUGGACACUGACCAGCCCCCACGUCUGCCUGGCGGUGACCCCCCUGCUGAGCUUCACCUGAGUCUGUCUGAGCAGUCGGCCAGUGAAUCAGCUCCCGAGGAUCAGCCAGACCGUGAGGAGGAUCCUCGGGCAGGGGCUGAGGACCCCAAAGCUGAGAAGAGCCCUGGGGCUGAGAGCAAGGGGCUGGGCUGCAAGAGGGGCAGCCCUAAGGCAGAUUCCCCAGGCAGCCUGACCCUCCCUCCUGCGGCCCCAGGGGGUGGCCUCCUGGGCCCCUCCCACUCCUACUCCUCAUCCCCACUGAGCCUCUUCCGUCUGCAGGAGCAAUUCCGUCAGCACAUGGCGGCCACCAACAACCUGGUGCACUACUCAUCCUUUGAAGUGGGGGGUCCCGCCCCUGCUGCUGCCGCGGCGGCUGCUGCCGCGGUGCCCUAUCUGGGUGUCAACAUGGCACCGCUGGGCUCACUGCACUGCCAGUCCUACUACCAGUCCCUGUCAGCAGCCGCUGCUGCCCACCAGGGUGUGUGGGGGUCCCCACUGCUGCCUGCACCCCCGGCGGGCCUGGCUCCUGCAGCAGCUGCCCUGAACAGUAAAACCACAAGCAUCGAGAACCUGCGGCUCCGGGCUAAGCAGCAUGCAGCCUCCCUGGGACUCGACACACUGCCCAACUGACUGUCUGGCCUCCAACCUAACGAGGGGUCUUGGGUGUCCCCUCCUCGCCCCGUGGUUAUCCCCAGAUGGCUCUCAAGGAGUUAACUCCAUGAGCCCAGGGAUCCUAAGGGCUGUGUCCUAUUCCCUGCCCUGCUUCCCCAUACCCAGCCCAAAGUGAAGCCCACACCUACACACCCUCUGCAUGGCCUGGAACCCCUGGAAGCCGAAUGGGGAGGAGGUGAGAGGCUGGGGUGCCUCACGCUUUCCUCCGGGAAGUGAGAGGCUCUCCCUGGCUAGAUCCCCAUCUCAAUAGUGCCUCCUCCCUUUCCUCCCUCCCCUUCUGUCCCCCUAGUGAGUCUAUAUGUGGAAUGUGAGAUAUAAAUAUAAAUAUAUAAAGCUAUAUUUUCAGGCACCUGCCUGCCCCAGGCCCCCUGCCCCGCUCCCAUCUCUUCUUCCCUCCCACCCCUACCCUGCGGCUUCUGUGGCUCACUCUAGCCAUCCCCUCUCUGCUUCUCUCUCCUUCCUUCUUCCCUUGAUCUCCCUCUUCUGGUCUCUGCCCUGGUCCCUGUCCCCAUCUCUGCCCAGCCUCUGUAUUCUCCACCCUUGACCUUUCUCCCUGUCUCUCCCCGUGCCCUUGGUUUCCUCCUUUAGUGCUGGCUGUGUUGGUGUUGUCAAUUCUUAAGCUAUGUUCUGUUCAGGGUUGUGGCUGGUUUUGGGUUUUAGUAAUUUUGCUACUUCUCAUUCCACUCCUUCUGUUCCCUCCCUUCUGUCCUGCCUGCCUAUCUCCUCCCUGCACCCACACGCUCUCUAGGCAGCUGUUCCUUUUCAUGCCCAAUAGAAGCAACAAGCCCCUAGCUGGAGACCCUGGGGAUCUGGAGCUGCAGGUGGGAGGUGGCACAGGCUCCUACUCCCACCCUCACCCAGGCUGGCAUCUAGAAGGUGUCAUAAAUUACUUUCUCUUCUCUCUUCUCAGUGUUGAGGUCCUCAUUCCCAAUAUUGAGGAGGCAGUAGUCAGGCUGGGCAGGCAGUAGAAUGGCCAGCAUUCCUGCCUGUAAAUCCUCCAAAGACAGAGGCCUGGUGUCAGUGUUCAGCCAGGACUAACCACAGGGCUCUAGAGCUUAAUUUGAGAGACUUCCCUAGUUGGAGUGUGGCAGCAGGGGAAGAGGUGCUCUCAGAGACACUAGGGCUGGUGCUCCUCUCCCACAAACCCAGCUUCCACAUCCAGCAGGUACUGUCCAUGGCAGGGGUGUGGCUGACCAGGAAUGAAGGUUGAACACUGCUCCUGCACACAGUGCGUGCAAAGUAUACAGCAACACAUAGGCUUAGGCUUCUGUGGGCUUCCUGCCCCAGAGCCAGUUAUGGAGGUAAGGGCUUCUCUCCAACUAGUCACUGGCAUGGAAAAGUGUGUUCCUGUUUAUAGCCAGGAAACCCAGAUCAGCAAACUCCCUUUCAAAGCUGUAUGACUGACCAAGGGCCGUGGCUCAUGCCUGUAAUCCCAGCACUUUGGGAGACCAAGGCCGGCAGAUCACCUGAGGUCAGGAGUUCAAGACCAACGUGGCCCAACGUGGUGAUACCCUGUCUCUACUAAUAAUAUAAAAAUUAGCCAGGCGUGGUGGCACAUGCCUAUAAUCCUAGUUACUCGGGAGGCUGAAGAGGGAGGAUUGCUGGAACCUGGGAGGUGUAGGUUGCAGUGAGCCAAGAUCACGCCACUGCACUCCAGCCUGGGCAACAGAAUGAGAAUCCAUCUCAAAAAAAAAAAAAAAAAAAAAGUUGUGUGACCUUGGGCAAGCCUGUAGCCUCUCUGGGUCUGUUUCCCUGUAUGGGUUAGAUGGCUGUAAGGUCCUAGCCAGCUCUACUUUCUGCAUUCUGUGCUCACAACCUUGCAGGACCGAAGUUUUUAGUUCAAUUGACAAUGACGCAAGGUUCUCAAAAGCACAAUGUAUGAAUUAGAAAAUUACUGUAGCCUUGCUGUGGAGCAAGGAGUGUUGUACGCCCAAGCCUCUCUGUAGAUACCGCCUUAGUUUCCCCAUAAGUAUAAUGGAUCCCCUCUAGUUCAGACAAUCUGAAUUUGAUCCUGAUUUUCUUGAGUUCCAGUGCCAGUCUCUGUGGUCACCCCAUUUUCAUACAUUUGCAUGAUCUCAGGGGCUCUGGGCAGUGGGAAGGGAUGGCUUGGACAAAUUCUUGGUCAUGCUUCCCAACUCUUGGUGGCUCACCAUUGAACACUCCAACCCCUGCUUAAAGACAUUGAUCUGAAAACCAGGGUAAAGAUUCUUAAGGCUUGUCUCAUCUCUCAGUGGGAAGAGAGAGGUUCUGUUGGUGUCCUGGUAGGAUUGGUUUGCGGAGAAGUCAAUGCCUAUCAUCCUUGAGGGGGUCAGCCUCGGUGGGGGCAGACGGAGAAGGCUUUGGACAGGAGAAAAGUGAGGGGGAUGGUAGUCUGGGCCAGGAGAACUGUUUGAACAAAGCAGCAGAGAUGAGACUCCAUAGACCACAGGAAAGGGGUGGCUGACUUCAGGGGAGGUGGGGCUGAGGGGCCUGGAAUCCAGGCUAAAGACCUCACCUACAUGUGGCAAGCACCAAGACAGGCAGCUGAAGGUUUCAGAAUCCUCAAGUGUCUUGCUAGGUCUGGAAUCUGGAAGGGGAAUCCACCAGCCAUGGGAGCAUCAGAGAAGAGACAGGCAGCGCUGUGGGAAAUUGGCAGAUUCCAGGAGGGACAGAGGAGGUUUUUGGUUUGGGAGGGGUUCUGUGGCCAAUGGCCACUGUCCUCUGGGAUUAGCUCCAGGAAGUUCUGUUUUGAAAACAAAAAAUAAUCAUCUGGUAAGGAAUGGGAAGCUUCCUAGCUGCUUUUAGACUGACGCUUUUUGUCAGUUCCUGGGUAUGAGUGAUUGUCACUGGGCCUUGGAAUCCAACAGCCCUGGAUAUCACCACCUCCUCCAGGAAGGCUCCCCUGACCUCCUAAGGGGCAAUGUUCUGUCAUGGCGGGAGGCAGGCCCACUCAGGAGCAGCCCAGCUUCCCUCAGAUGUUUGUUAACACUUGUCCCAUUCAAUUGACCCAAGUCUACAAACCCAGAGAAGGCAGGAAAGGUCCAUGUGGUCCUGCCCUUGGAGGGCUCUCAAGUUUAGGGAACAAGCCUUGGGUAUGAAAGCAGCUGGAGGGCAAGAGCAGAGCACGCUCGUCUCUCACGCACACUGAUAAGCGGCACCAUGCAUCUCCGUUGAGCACAUUUGUAAGCAGCGCCGCAUGUCCCUUCUGGUGGGCAGAGGGUACAGGCCCACUACACCUCAUGCUGGAGCCCCUCCCAGGCCUACUGGGCCAACCUGGGUCUGAGACCAGAGGCUCAAGCUCUGACUGUCCCUUUGCAGAAUGUGGAAUGCCUCAUGCCUGGCCCCUCCCUCCUAUCUGAGUCUCCCCUUCCCUGCUUCCUCACUCCCCCAGAGCAUGGUCCAGGGACCUGGGUCCCUACCCCAACUCCAAGGCUGGUGGGCUGCACAGACUGCUUUCCAAACCAGCUGUUUUGUGACCAUUUGUGCUUAGAGAGGUCGUGCCAGCCCAUGGCAAAAACACUGUGUACUGUAUUUAUUUAUUCUGUUAGUUGAAAAAGCAAGACUUAACUCACCCCUGCCUGUCCCCUCCCCUGCCCUCUAUGUAGUACAGCAUGACACUCUGUGUAUCUGUUCUUCUGUCAGUCUUAUUCCCUGUGAUGUUGUGACCUGUUCUUUGUCUUACCGGCGAAUAAAAGAGAACCCAGCA
Molecule: messenger RNA, 4977 nt
Organism: Callithrix jacchus (white-tufted-ear marmoset)
Lineage: Eukaryota; Metazoa; Chordata; Mammalia; Primates; Cebidae
Gene: DMBX1
Product: diencephalon/mesencephalon homeobox 1
Biological process (GO): regulation of transcription by RNA polymerase II
Molecular function (GO): DNA-binding transcription factor activity, RNA polymerase II-specific; RNA polymerase II transcription regulatory region sequence-specific DNA binding
Source: RefSeq, a predicted model, not a curated record